CGGCGCGGCGAGCGGCGGCGGCGGCGAUGAGAGCGGGCAGUGCGAACUGCCGGAGCAGCCGCCGGCCGCCAUAGUCGGCACACAAAGCUAGUCCCAGAUUUGAGCGACGGUAAGGCACCCUAAUGAGUGAACCUCGGGAGCGCUAUGGAUUUGACUAAGAUGGGCAUGAUACAGCUCCAGAACCCCUGCCACCCCACGGGGCUGCUGCACAAAGCCAACCAGAUGCGCCUGGCGGGGACGCUGUGCGACGUGGUCAUCAUGGUGGACAGCCAGGAGUUCCACGCUCACAGGACAGUGUUAGCUUGCACUAGUAAAAUGUUUGAGAUCCUCUUCCACCGCAACAGUCAGCAUUACACCCUGGACUUCCUUUCACCAAAGACUUUCCAGCAGAUUCUGGAGUAUGCUUACACGGCCACCCUCCAGGCAAAGGUUGAAGACUUGGAUGACCUGCUCUACGCAGCUGAGAUCUUAGAAAUAGAGUAUCUAGAAGAGCAGUGCCUGAAGAUCUUGGAGACCAUCCAGGCAUCCGAUGACAACGAUGCCGAAGUCACCAUGACGGAUGGAGGUGCCGAUGAAGAGGAGGACAGGAAAUCGAGGUACAUCAAGGGGCUCUUCAUCUCCAAGCAUUCCAGCGAGGAGAGUGGCUACGCCAGCACGGCCGGGCAGAGCGGACCAGGCACUAUGGUGGAGCAGAGCCCCUCAGUCUCCACAUCCUUUGGCCUCUCCGCCAUGAGCCCCACCAAGGCAGCAGUGGACAGCCUGACGAGCAUCGGGCAGUCACUGCUGCAGGGUGCCCUGCAGCACAACGUCCCCGAGGAGCCGCAUGCUGCCGGCCGCCACCCCGGCCCCAGCGAAGUCAAAACCGAAGUGAUGCAGGUGGAAGAUGCCUCCAGCCACGAGAGCCCACGGCCGGUGGAGUCGGGUGCUUCCAGUGGGGAGAAAUCUGAUGACAAGAGCAAGGAAGACCCCGGCACCCCGACCCGCAGCAGUGUUAUCACAAGUGCCCGCGAACUGCACUACGUCCGCGAUGAGAGCGCAGAGCAGCCUCCCGAGGCCGCCCAGGGGAUGCUGGUGGGGCCGGAGCAGUCCGUGGCUGCGAGCGAGAAGCCUUUGGGUGUCUACUCCGUGCUCCCUAACCACAAAAGUGACUCUGUGCUCAGCAUGCCGCCCUCCAUGACAUCCACUCUUCACAUGCAGCCAGCCCUGGCCGUGUCCAUGGACUUCAGCGCUUACGGAGGGCUCCUGCCCCAGGGCUUUAUUCAGAGGGAGCUGUUCAGUAAGCUCGGGGAGUUGGCAGCCGGCAUGAAAACGGAGAGCAGAGCCGUGGGCGAGCAGUGCAGUGUGUGUGGGGCAGAGCUCCCAGACAACGAGACCGUCGAACAGCACCGGAAGCUGCACAGCGGUAUGAAGACGUACGGAUGCGAGUUGUGUGGGAAGCGGUUUCUGGACAGCUUGCGGCUGCGAAUGCACUUACUGGCACACUCAGCGGGUGCCAAAGCAUUUGUCUGUGAUCAGUGCGGUGCGCAAUUCUCAAAAGAAGAUGCCCUGGAGACACACAGGCAGACACACACUGAACAUCUGCUCUUGGCCAACGUGAGUCAAAGCCCAUUGGGGAUGAAGGUUACCCAUGGCACCCUGAUACCAAGGCUGAUAAAAACUCCCCCUGCUUCCGUGCAGUCAAACUCCAGCGUUCUCUGCAUUGUCCAGCAGCCAGUGGCUGUGAAGAAGCCAUUGACACAGUGACAAAAAAAUUCCAAACAUCUCUGAAAUCUAAUCUAGCAAGAGCCAACAAUCCCUGGACUCUUGUUUGGCGUACCAAGAAUUUUUGGAGCCUUCCACUUCACUCUUAGCGAUUGCAACAACAAUUUUGUUGCAUGCCUCUAUUGCAUGCACAUAGUUUAAGACAUUCAGUAUGAAGAGUAAGUGAAGACUGUUUUGUUGGAGGCACUGACCAGCUGGGAUUUGUGUGCAUGCGGGGUGUAUGUGUGCACGUGGAUGUAUAUAAAUGCAUCUUUUAGUUGCGUAGCUCACAGCUAAUGCUGAUGUCAUUGUGCUGAUGUUGUUCAGUGUGGGAUGUUUUGGGGCUGGCUGUGGGGAUGCUCUGCAAUGUGGGAAUGUUUUGGGGCUGGCUGUGGGAAUGCUGGAGGUGUUACCAUGAAGGCAGCAGGCAACGCCUUGCCCUGCUGGUAGCCUACACUGUGCGUUUGCACCCACUGUUGUGCCAGAGCCUUUGAUAAAAGAUUUAUAAUGAUAUUAAUUAUUAUGGUGAUGGACAGACAGAACAGCCAGCCACCAGAAGCAACAAAAAUGCAAUGGGUGUUUCAUAGGGCGUAGCAGGAAUAUUCUGCAGUCCUGGUGCCUUCUCCAGGUGCUCAUAAGUGCCCAAGUUUCAUUGGCACCAAACCCUGGGGCACCUUCCUGCACCCGGGUCCCAGUGCUGGGGCUGCAAGAGCUGGAGGCGAGGGCCGGGACGGAGCAGCCACAUCUCUUGCACACGCACACACACGCAGAGGGGAAAACUUGAAGUCAAACGUCUCAAAGUCAGAUCCCUUUUUAGUAUGAAUUUGCUGUAUCUCAUUCUGAGCACUAAUUCCAAUUUAAUUGCAAGUGGCCUGAAGCCUCUUCAAUAGGAGUAACAAAUGGUUUGAUUUUGUAAACUUCAUCAGACUGCAUUUUAAAUGCGACACACUAGCCCGGCUCGAAUGCCAAUGAAGCACUGAAGUAGCUCUCUGUUUACUAAUUAUCCGUUUUUACUUCAAGCCACGCUGGCUGGCUUGUCUGAUUAAAUCGGAUUUGUGGGAUAGAGAACAGCUAGCAGAGUUUUCUCUAUAGUAAACGAGAUUGAAACUAUGGACCGCCUGGCUGCACACUGUAAAUUAUAUUUCCUUUUAAAGGGGACGUGUCUCUUUUAUUUCUUCGGCGAACCUCCUGCAUGUUAAACUUUGUGGUACGGAAAUGCACCGGGCGCCUUUUAAAAAUAAGAGGAAAAGCAAACCUGUGUUCCUUGCCAUAUGCCUACGUGUCUCGGAGCGAAUUUCGUUUUAAUUCCUUCUAGUGUGGAGUCAGAGCAUGGAAGAAGUGUUGUGUUCAGUGCUGUGGUGAUUUUAGCAUUCCUCACCUGAAGUUUGAAAAGGGGAGUCCCUGAGUGAUGGGAAAUGCAUCUCCCUUGCCUUUAAAGACACGGGGAAAAGCACUUUUGGGGGGAGCCUGGAAAGCAAAGCGUAGAGAUCCACACGCACAGCUGCGCUCUCAGGGCUUUUCCUCCCUUAAGCAAGCAUCAAUCCUGCAAAAAUCACAUCUCCCAUCACCUGUUAUUUAAACCUGCCUCGCACAGAGCGGGCGGCGCUCUCUUCCAAAUAGUUAAUGCUGCAUCCAGGAUCUCAUCUACAUGGCAGCCUGUCGCUCCUGCCUUGGAAACCCGCAGCACUGCUACACGCGGUAUUAAUUGUUUACUGCUGCAGGCUGGAGGCAAACAGCACAUCGGCUCUGAGAGGAGAAAAAAGAGAAGAUGGGAGAAGGUGGCUAUUGAAUGCGGCGUAAUAGGGCUGUGCUUAAACCUCCACUGUUGCUAAGACUUUAAUUCCACAAGCUUGACCUAUUCUGCCCUCUCUCUUGGUAUCUAUCUUUGUGCCUAGAGCUUUUUAUAUUUUAAUUUGCUUUUGAAUGUCCUACAAAAUUAAUGGUAUACUUUUUGCCAUUGUGCAGUGUACAGUACAGGGAAGGCCCCGUGGUGUUCGCUGAUAGCCGCGUUUCCCUGGAAAUGAAUGGUCACCGCACUUUCUGUUCCAUAUUCGCCCCUUUUAAUUGUUGACAGUAAAAAGCGUUUAAAUGCUGCUUAAUUUGUAAUCAUCUUCCCGAAAAAAAGGAGAGAAACCAUUAAAACGUCAGCGAAAUGAAUAAAUCCGUCUUCCUCUUUUUGUGCCUACGUGGCGGCGGCGGCGGUGUUUAUUUAUCCGGGGUGAUUUUUCUUUCAAUGGCCACGCAUUGAAACGUCCCCACGGUUCCAAAGCCAACGGGGUGCCGCCGUGGGGAGGUGGGGCUUUUCCAGCAUCACCCCUUUUUCUCCUGCCAGCAGGUCCUGUGCCUUGCCAGCUGUGCUUUUGGAGGUGGGUAUGGUUGAGUGGUGGGCUCCGCUUGCGCAUCCCGCUUGGAGGUGCCUGGAGCAGUGGGACGGUGCCCACCUGCUGUGUGAUGGUGCAGCGCGUGGUGGCUGCGGAGCUGCACUGCUGUGUCACCAGGCUGCAAACCCCACGUCUCCCCAUCCCAGCACAGUUGGGCACGCAAUGGGAUGCGGGCUGCAGCUUGUCCCCUGCCACUCAUCCCCAUCCCUGUCACCUUGUCCUUGGCCACCUAUCCUCAUCCACGUCACCUUAUCCUUGGCCACCCAUCCCCAUCCAACCAUCCCCAGCCCUGCAGCCACAUCCCACUGGAUAGCGGGGCUCCCCACACAAGGCAGCUCCUCUCCAGCACGGCGGCCCAACAUAUCCCAAUUUUUCAAGCGGGGGCCAAUUAGUUUCACAAAUGAGGGCCCUAUGGUGCCAGGGAGGAUUUGUUCCGGGCCUGCGCACUGGC
Molecule: messenger RNA, 4572 nt
Organism: Centrocercus urophasianus (Greater sage-grouse)
Lineage: Eukaryota; Metazoa; Chordata; Aves; Galliformes; Phasianidae
Gene: ZBTB16
Product: zinc finger and BTB domain containing 16
Exons: 5
Coding region: 145-1743 (532 amino acids)
Biological process (GO): regulation of immune system process; negative regulation of transcription by RNA polymerase II; regulation of cytokine production
Molecular function (GO): RNA polymerase II cis-regulatory region sequence-specific DNA binding; DNA-binding transcription factor activity, RNA polymerase II-specific; protein binding
Source: RefSeq, a predicted model, not a curated record